This is a messenger RNA of Chinchilla lanigera (long-tailed chinchilla), 3178 nucleotides long. It is a transcript of the gene Ccdc191, whose product is annotated as KIAA1407 ortholog. The transcript is spliced from 17 exons. Bases 100 to 2838 code for a protein of 912 amino acids. Gene Ontology annotation, molecular function: phosphatase binding. NCBI's taxonomy places the organism in Eukaryota, Metazoa, Chordata, Mammalia, Rodentia, Chinchillidae. The record is from RefSeq and is a predicted model, not a curated record.
UGAGUAGAGGAACUACAACUCCCAGUACAACCCGGAAGCAGCGUGGGCAGAAGAGCGGUUGUUGCAGCUUUGGAGGCGGUCCGGCCUUGAACCUGGAAAAUGCUGCUGGCACCUAAGGAAAGAUCCACCUCAGGGAAGAGCAGGGGACUGAAUCGCUGGAAGCGGUUCACAAGGAAGCCGAAUCCCCAGCCUGCUUUUGAUCCUGAAAAUGUGGAGUACUGGAUUAAGAGAGUGGAGCUAGCCUCAGAAUUUGCAGUUUCCAACACAUUUUUUGCCAGAAAUUCAGAUUUACCUGGAAGGCUUUGGGGCCAAAUGAUAGAUUUGGAAACAUCCAAGCAGAUAGAGGAUCAUGAUGAAGUCUACACAGAAGCUCAGGAAUUAGUUGAUGACUGGUUAGGCACCAAACUUAAGCAAGAAUUAGCAAGUGAUGGAGAAGAAGAUGCUGAAAACUCUGUGUCAAGUGUUGGUCCUAGGCCUGAAGCCAGUAGCCACUGGAAAUAUGACAAGUUUGAUGAUUUAUGUGGCUAUUUGGAGGAAGAAGAGGAAAGUACCACUGUUCAAAAAUUUGUAGACCAUCUGCUCCAUAAAAAAGUGGUGGAUUCUGGGAUGUUGGAAGAUCUUGGAAUGAAGGAAAACCAAGACAAGAAGCAGCAGAAGGAUCCUCGUCUUACCAUGGAGAUGAGACAUAAGCAGGUUAAAGAAAACCGCUUAAGACGUGAGAAAGAGCUAGAGUGCCGAAGAAUGGAAAAGAUCUUGAAAAAAUCGGCUUUCUUGGAGGCUCAGUAUCUGGUGCAAGAAGAGAAGAAAAGGAAGGCUCUGGAGGCCAAGAAAGAGAAGGAGGAGAUUCAGAGGGAGAUGAUAAAGCUGCGGAGGGAAAUACUUGAGAGGAGGCGCACCGUGGCAGAAGCGUGGGAAACAGAGAAGAAAAAGCAAGAAGAAAACCUGCAAAAGAAUCCAGAUAAAGGCAUGCUUCCAAGUGCUCAUAUUCUUCUGGAUGAAGAAAAAGUGGCAAAAGAAAGAAAAACUAAACUGAGAGAGUUACUAAUCCAAACUUUCAAGGAAGAUCACCAGUGUCAGAAACGGUAUUUCUCUGCCUGGCACAAGCUGAUUGUUGAUCAUAGGAUUAAGCUGGGGAAAGCUGGGACUCUGUCCAACUGGAAGCUUCAACUGAAGGUCCUGCGAGCCUGGAGAGACUACACAAGAUCCCAGAAGCUGGAGCAGGCAACUCAGGCCUUGGAAAACGAUCUUAGGGAAGAAAACAGAAAACAACAACUGGCCACUGAGUAUAACCGGAAACAAGUUCUUCGACACUGCUUCGCAGAAUGGCAGCGUUGGCACGGUGCACAGGUCCUGAAGAGAGAACUGGCCCUAGCAAAGGAGGCAACCAGAAAGAAGAUGGAUGAGCUGCUGAAGGCAGCGUCUCUGGGGAAGCUCAGUACGAAUGAGUCACCGGGCAUCAGUCUACUGGAGGAAACAGCCCCGGUGGGCUUACCAGCAGCUGUCGUGCCCUCCUUGGCGGAAAAGAAGCCCUCGAAGAGUAGUGGUUGUACGCUAAGGGCUCCCCUAAGAAGAACCACAAAGGGCAGUUUACAGGGUCCCCUUCAGGACGUCCCUCAGAACACACCUGACAGUGGGCAGCACCAGGCCCUGGAUGCUGAGCUCUUUCAACAAUCCGACAGCAAAAAGCAGCCGGGAACCACCAGCCAGAAAGCAGAACCUGCUUGCGUGGGGCAUUUCCACAACCGCCAUGUCUUUCAACAACAGCUGAUUGAGAAGCAGAAGAAAAAACUUCAGGAACAGCAGAAAACCAUUCUGGCGCUGAAGGAAUACCAGCGACUGGCAGAGGCGCGCUGGGCAGCUGAGCGUGCUGCAGCCCUCACAGACGCACAGAAGCGCCUUGGGACGAGUCCCAGUGGAGCAGAGGAACCGAAAGGAGCCUGCCAGAUGCUUCUCAAUUCAUCUGUUACUUCUCCUAGGACCGGAAACAGAAGUGACUCCCAAAAUUCUCUUUCUGGACCCAGAAGGAAGCCAAAGCCGCUGACGGCACCCCAUCCUGCACUGAAAGCCAUGGAAGAGAGAGCAGUUCAGCGAGCUGAACGUAGGCGGAUCUUGGCAGAAAAGAAGAAAAAACAAGAAGAGGAGAAAUUGGCCCAGUUAAAGGCUCAAGAAGAAGAGCAGCAGAAGAGGGAGGAAGAAGAAAAGGAGGCUCGGCUUGAGAAAAAACGGGAGGAGAGGAGACUGAAGAAAAUGAAAGAAUUAGAGAAGCUGGAAAGAAUUAAGAGGAACAAAGAAUUAGAAGUAGCAGCCAAAGAACAAUAUCGGAAGAUCUUGCUAAGGAAAAAAGGUCUGGAGCCUUGGAAGAAAUUGAUUCAGCAAAGCAGACAAAACACCCAGCUGGCAGAAAAACAUCGUUCUUUGGCUCUACAGAGGAAAUGUCUGCUGACCUGGUUCCAGUGUAGUCAGGAAAGUUUGGGGAGGAAGACGGCUCAGGCGGAGCGAUUUUGUUCCCAGCGAUUGCUUAGGAGGGUCCUUCGGAGCUGGCUACAGCAUGUGACUGAUCUGGAAGAAGAAGCAAGAGGGCUCUGUGUGCAUUUCCUUCAGAAGAAGAUUUUCAGGGCCUGGUUUCUCCUGGUCCAAGAGGCGAAGACUGACGCUCAGGGCAAGCACGAGGCUGCGGCGGGCCAUCGUGACAGGAAGAUUCUCAGCAUCACAUUUCAGGCAUGGAGGAAGUUCGUAAAAUUGACCAGAGAGGAAAGGGUAAAAGAAGAAAGGCGAGAGCAGCUCCGCAGAAGGGUCGCGGAAAUUCUUCCGGACUUCCAGAUGCUGGCACCACUGUGACUACUGCUCGCACCUCCAUCAGAUACUUGGCCUUCAGCAAGACGUUUGAUAACCAGUAAACACACUGCAUUGUUUAGGGUGGGGAUCUCGGUGGGCUGGGGUGUGUAUAUGUUGUAUCUUCCCACUUGUAGAUACACUUGUAGGUGGUUUGUUUUCUGAGAUACUUCUCGGGCCACAGGAAUUGCUUUGGGAAUUCGCACUUCUUGGAUUUCACUUGGGUUGCUGGCCAUUCACUGUAACACUCACUUAUCACAGUGGAUCCCCCAAAGGAACAGUGUAGAGCACCGUUGCUCAAAUGUAUCUGUGUAUUUUUAGCAUAGUAAACUUCAAAAAAGGACAA